AUGUCGGUUCCACUCACAGAGGAGGAUCUGCAUGACUUGUAUGUGUGGGUUGAUGAAAUACCCAUUUCCCGCCCCAAGCGGAAUAUUACCCGCGACUUCAGCGAUGGUUGCUGCGUGGCUGAAGUCAUGAAGUUCUUCUUCCCAAAGCUUGUCGAACUGCAUAACUACGUGCCUGCUAUGUCACAGUCAAAGAAAAUAGAGAACUGGAAUACCCUCAACAACCGAGUGUUUCGCAAACUCCACUUUGAGGUGGCGCGGGAUGAAAUCAGCGACAUCACAGCGGGGGUCCCAGGCGCCAUUGAGCGGUUCCUCCGUGCAUUGCGAACAAAGAUUUCUGAGAUCAAAGCCCGCCGUGAGGAAUUGGCAGCUGCGGAGGCGCUGACAGGCGUGCCAGGAACGGGGCUCUCCCCUUCACGGUUUCGUUAUGGUGCACGGCAUGCGGACAGAGCUGGCACGGCGGGAUCCACCUUGUCUGCGCAUGAUCGUAAUGUAGAAAAUGAAGCGGAACGAGGACAGCGCGGGGGCAGCAAGGUAGGAGUCACAUCCGGUUACGCGAACACGCAAGGACGCUCUAACGCUGCCCCAAACGUGAAAAGUGGAUUUGACCAGCGGAACGGGUCAGCCAGAACGAGUGGUAGUGUGGACGACGGUAUUGACAGCAGGACAGCUGCCAGCCUCCGUCAGUUAUUUGAUGAAAAGGACCGAACUAUAGCUGAGCUCCGUGAGACUGUUGGCCUGCUCAGUGAGAAGGUGAUGAAGCUAGAAGAACUCGUUCGCUUGAAGGACAAUAAGCUGCAUGACUAUAGGAGCACAUUUGGUCACAUGUGA
This is a messenger RNA of Trypanosoma brucei brucei TREU927, 828 nucleotides long. RefSeq lists its product as hypothetical. The record is from RefSeq and is a predicted model, not a curated record. The transcript has a single exon. Gene Ontology annotation, biological process: regulation of cytoskeleton organization. Gene Ontology annotation, cellular component: axoneme. Bases 1 to 828 code for a protein of 275 amino acids. Gene Ontology annotation, molecular function: microtubule binding. NCBI's taxonomy places the organism in Eukaryota, Euglenozoa, Kinetoplastea, Trypanosomatida, Trypanosomatidae.